This is a messenger RNA of Poeciliopsis prolifica (blackstripe livebearer), 1770 nucleotides long. It is a transcript of the gene wnt2, whose product is annotated as wingless-type MMTV integration site family member 2. Gene Ontology annotation, cellular component: extracellular region. Gene Ontology annotation, biological process: cell fate commitment; multicellular organism development; neuron differentiation. The transcript is spliced from 5 exons. Lineage: Eukaryota; Metazoa; Chordata; Actinopteri; Cyprinodontiformes; Poeciliidae. Gene Ontology annotation, molecular function: cytokine activity; frizzled binding. The record is from RefSeq and is a predicted model, not a curated record. The coding region runs from base 57 to 1229 and encodes 390 amino acids.
UCUGCGGAGCCUUCCUCCAGGGCUUUUACGCGCAGAUCGCCUUUGCUCUCACUUCUAUGUACUUUAUCAGACUUGAUUUGUUUCUUUUAAAUCAUUAUAUUGAUCUAUGUUCAAACGUUUCUCCCAUCCAUGGAAAUGCUCCGUGCAGAUCGAUAAAGAGCCAAAUUCUGCUGAAUAUGAACUUUUUGCCAAGUGGAAUAUGUUUUUUUCUAUCGGUAGCAACCUGCUGGCUGACGGCCAAGGUCGAUGCGUCCUGGUGGUACAUGGGCACCCUGGGCUCUCAGGUGAUGUGUGACAACAUCCCUGGCCUGGUGAACAAACAGCGCCAACUCUGCCACCAGCACCCCAACGUGAUGCAGGUCAUCGGGGCCGGGAUGAAGGAGUGGAUCUCUGAGUGCCAGCACCAGUUCCGCAACCACCGCUGGAACUGCAACACAACAGCCAGGGACCACAACUUGUUUGGCCGUCUGCUGCUACGCGGCAGCCGAGAAGUUGCCUUUGUGUACGCCAUCUCCUCUGCAGGAGUGGUGUAUACUUUGGCCAGAGCUUGCAGCCAAGGCGACCUGGAUAGCUGUUCCUGUGACCCCACCAAGAAGGGCUCAUCGCAGGACUCCAAGGGCUCCUUCGACUGGGGAGGCUGCAGCGAUCAUGUGGAGCAUGCCAUUCAUUUCAGCCAAAUCUUUGUGGAUGCCAAAGACAGGAAGGAGAGAGAUGCCCGAGCGCUCAUGAACCUUCACAACAACAGAGCUGGCAGGAAGGCAGUUAGACGCUUCAUGACUUUACAAUGUAAAUGCCAUGGAGUCAGUGGCUCGUGCAGCAUCCGUACCUGCUGGCAGGCUAUGGCCGACUUCCGACGCACUGGUGACCAUCUGAGGAGGAGAUACAACAGUGCUGUGCAGGUCGCAGUCAAUCAGUAUGGAACUGGCUUCACAGCUGCGCACACACACUUCACACGUCCCAGCAAAAAUGAUCUGGUCUACAUGGAAGACUCACCAGACUACUGUAUACGGGACCCUCAGUCAGGGUCGAUGGGCACCGCGGGCCGGCUCUGCAGCCGGGCGUCCCGUGGCUCGGACGGCUGCGAGGUGAUGUGCUGCGGCCGAGGCUACAACACGGCGCGGAUCAGCCGCACCACCAAGUGCGAGUGCAAGUUCCACUGGUGCUGCGCCGUCCUCUGCAGAGACUGCCAGCAGCUGGUGGACGAGUUCACCUGCAAGUCCCACACAUGAUGCCGUCAGGACAGACAUGUUGAUGCCAACCGGAUAUGUUUCUAGGUAGACUUCCGUCUCUGCAGCUCCUCCAAAGCUACAAUUGUUCUACUUUGUGCUCCUUGCCAACUGCAGCUGCAGAAAAAGUUUUGGUAACACUUUAUUUGAGGGGUUGUGAAUACGACUGACGGUUUGAACACCGUCAUAAACAUGACAUAACUCAUGUCAUGAACAUGAGUUAGUCUUCAUGAGUAUUUAUGACUGUUGUCAUAAGGUGUAAAUCAUGACACUUUUAAUACAAAGUUGACAUUAUUCAAAAUGUCUUCAUUAUGGCAACUUGACAUUAACCAAGAAAUCAUGAUCUGACAUACAUUUAUUAAAGUUUUACAGAUUAAACUUUCAAAAUUAUGUAGUUUUAUGUUAUUAAAGCUGAAGUUUAAUCAGUAAUACUUUUAUAACACUUAGGAAAUCCAUACUUUUAUAAAAUAUGAAGCCUCGUCUGAAAUAUGAAAUGAUUUCUCUUGAAGAAUUGAACCAAAGUCACCGACAAAACACCUUGAAG